Molecule: messenger RNA, 537 nt
Organism: Paramecium pentaurelia
Lineage: Eukaryota; Ciliophora; Oligohymenophorea; Peniculida; Parameciidae
Source: the annotation of a GenBank genome assembly
AUGUAUAUUUCAGAAUUUUAAAGUGUAGAUUCUAAAAGAGUUAAGGAAAGAUUAGUAGAAAGUGCCUAUAAUAAAGUUUAGAUCUGGAGGAAAAUAUUCUUAGAAGGUUUAAUAAAUGAACAAGGAGAAAAACAAUAUUACUCUUUAAAAGAGGCUGCAAAAUUUGUAGGAGUUCCAAAAAAAACCUUAGAAGAUUAUACAUCUAUCUUUAAUAAGGUUGGAUUAAUUGCUUCAUUGUUUGAUUUCCAAGGAUAGAAAAUGGGAUUUCUUAGAUAAUUUAUAAGAAAAAAUAAAUCAAAAAUAAGAAAAGCCUUAAUUGCAGAAAGAUUAAAAAAAUAUGAAAGAAAAUAAGAAAAUAAAAAUGAAAUAAUAAAACAAGCAUAAUGUACAAACUUUCUUGAAGAAUUUUCAUCAUCAAAAGAAACAGAAUCUUUUUUUGAAAAGUUUUCUGAUUAGAAUAUACUUAAUUCUGAACCAGAAGAAUUUGAUGAAGUCUUUUAAGAAAGUCAUGUCUUUUUACCAAUUUAAAAAUUUUGA